AUGGACCUGAACUUUCAGAAGUCGAUGCCCAAAGACGUGGCCAGCUUGAUUCUCCACAUCGGGCAAUCUUGUCACGACUUCCAUUCUGCUGAAAACAAGAAGGAUGUGGAGAAGGCAUUGGCUCUGUGGCGAGUUGUCCAGAAGUACCUGACUCCAGCAAUGCGGCUCUCCAGUCAGGAGCAAGCCCAACACCAAACCAUUGGCCAUGCAAGUGGCAUGGUGAGCCGAUUGCAGACCAAGCUUUGUGCUGGUGUUGAGGAUCUUUGCAAGACCGCUGUGAAGGACCUUGGGAUUGCCAAGGCCGUGGACUCCAUCACCCAGGCCUUGGCCCUACCACAGCCAACUCCAGAGAAAGCUUCUCAGAUGGUCCACUCCCUGCGAGUUGCUGCCAAGCUUGGAGAUGAGUUGAAUGAGAAGUCCAUUCUGCCAGAGCAGGAGUCUCUUCAAAGCAGCUUGUCAGUCUACUUGAAGGUUCAUUCAAUGAAGCUCGAUUUCUUGCGGGCUGUAGUGCCUGAGACAACUGAGAGGAUUCAGCGGUUUACUAUGACAUUUGAGCACUCACUGCAAACGUGGUUGGAACAGCAGACCGAGUACUUUCGCAAGCCAUUGGAAGAAUUGGAGCAGUACAGGCCUCUUCUUUCAGCAGUGGAGGAUUGGAAACUGGAACCAGUUUCAUGGAUGUUCACUCAAGAGAAUGCCAAAGACUUGGAGGCAAAGGUCAACCAGCUGAUGGAGGACUUCCGAAAGACCUUGGCGCUCUAUGUUUCCUAUGUGCAAGCUGUUGACCUGGUGCUCAACCAUGCUGAUCUUCAGUCCACGGACCUGAAGCCAACCCAUGCCAGGAUUAUGCAGGAAAAUGCCAGUGUCGGAGUUUCUCGGCAAGACUUGCCAGCAGAGGUCAGAAAGAGAUUGGACAAUCUCCUUGAGACUGGAGACCCCAACAAGAUGCAAGCUGAUGCCAAGGCUAAGCCAGCACCAAAGCGCAAGAAGGAACAAAAGCAGGAGGAGGGAGAGGAUGGCAAGGCGACCAAACAGCGUCGCUCAGCUCCUGACACCAGGAAGAGGAAGAAGAACUGA
Molecule: messenger RNA, 1077 nt
Organism: Durusdinium trenchii
Lineage: Eukaryota; Dinophyceae; Suessiales; Symbiodiniaceae
Source: the annotation of a GenBank genome assembly